Molecule: messenger RNA, 1573 nt
Organism: Onthophagus taurus
Lineage: Eukaryota; Metazoa; Arthropoda; Insecta; Coleoptera; Scarabaeidae
Gene: scf
Product: Calumenin B scf
Cellular component (GO): endoplasmic reticulum
Molecular function (GO): calcium ion binding
Source: RefSeq, a predicted model, not a curated record
AAUAUAAGUGAUGAUAUAGACUCCGAUUAUUUAGUUGAUGAUGUGGGAGUAAAAAUUAGGUCUAAAAGCCGUUCUUAUCAGACUUCCUUUAAUAUAAACAAAGCUGCCGGUUGCGGAGAGUAGAUUUCAUCCCAGAGCGCAAAGAACUUGAUGAGUUGGAGCUUCUAAAAUAACACGUGUACCUCAUCUCCCCUCGGUGUCAAUGUUCUAAAAGUUUACGUACUUUUUAACUCAAAUUUAAUUAUUUAAACUAAAAGAGAAAGAUUUAAUAAUGAUUAUUAAAGUAAUUAUUAUUGCACUUUUGGGAAUUGCUUCUGCUGUUCCUAAACCAGAAGAGAAAAAAGAUCGAGUCAUCGACAGGGAAUUAAGCAGCCAAGAACACUUUAAUGAAGAAGAACAACAUAAUGCCCAAUACGAUCAUGAAGCAUUUUUAGGGGAUGAAGCUAAAACCUUUGAUCAAUUACCACCAGAAGAAAGUAAAAGAAGAUUAGGCUUAAUAGUUGAUAAAAUCGAUUAUAACAAAGAUGGUGUGAUAAAUCAUGAAGAAUUAAGAGAUUGGAUAAGAUACACUCAAAAAAGGUACAUAAUGGAAGAUGUUGAACGCCAAUGGACUCAACAUAAUCCAGAAAAUAAAGAUCAAAUAAAAUGGGAAGAUUAUAAAAAAUUAGUUUAUGGUUUCUUGGACUCAAUGGAUCCUCAAGAUGCUGAUAAAGAUGAUGAAGGUUUUUCUUAUAAAUCAAUGUUAAAACGCGAUCGAAGAAGAUGGAGCAUUGCUGAUGGAGAUGGUGAUGAUGCACUUACAAAAGAAGAAUUUGCUGGGUUUUUGCACCCAGAGGAAAGUGGGCAUAUGAGAGACGUCGUCGUUUUAGAAACAAUGGAAGAUAUUGAUAAAGAUAAAGAUGGUAAAAUAUCUUUAGAGGAGUAUAUCGGAGAUAUGUAUAGAUCUGAAGAAAAUGAGGAAGAACCUGAAUGGGUUAAAAGCGAACGGGAGCAAUUUGCGAAAUAUCGCGAUGAUGAUAAAGACGGUUACAUGACAGAAGAAGAAGUUAAAAAUUGGAUAAUGCCCCCUGAUUUUGACCAUGCCGAAGCAGAAGCGAGACAUUUAAUUUAUGAAGCUGAUAAAGACGCUGAUCAUCAAUUAACUAAAGAAGAAAUUUUGAAUAAUUAUGAUUUAUUUGUUGGGUCGCAAGCGACCGAUUUUGGCGAAGCUUUAGCCCGUCACGACGAAUUUUAAGUACUUAGGUUCAACCAAAGAACAAGAAUCUCUUGUAAGAUAUUUUUACUCUUGAAUUUUUGGAUAAUUCUAUUAAAAUGUGUUCAAAUUAAAUGUUUAAGAAGAAAUUUAUGCUUUAAAAUUAAGCUUUUUUUAAUUAUCUUUAAAACUACCUCUUCUUUCAUCUUUCCAUUUAUGCGAAUUAAAAAAUAAAGAAAAAAGGGCAUUUAUUUAGCUAUAAGUUUUCGUUUGUGCCAAUGUAGCUUUACUUCUCUUUCUCAAAUAAUCCUAGGUGCUCUCCUAUUUUUAUACUUUUUAAUGUCGACAAAGUUUUAAGGAAAAUAAAUUAUUACUAAUAAA